CAUUUGGUGGUGUAGGAGUGUGCAGACUGCAGUGAGUUUGCAUUGGCGGAUUGAAGUGGGUGGAGCUGCGUGUCCCAGAGAGAGUAGAGAGCGUCACAACCCACUCUGAAGAGCUGGAGUCUGUGCAGGAUACCCACCAGGUCCCACCCCUUGACACGUCGGGGAACGGCCAGAUCCGUCACCGAUCGCCGUCGGCCCUUGAGCUCCUGGAGGCACAACCGCUGCACAUUCCACUAGAUCAAAUGGAGAAGACACUCAAGCGCAAUCGCGGCCAGCACGACUCCCUCUCCGACAAGAUCCUCAGAUACCGUGGCGUCCUCCUCCUCAUCGCUCUUCCUCUCCUGCUUAUAACUUUCCUUCUCUUUCGAUCGCGAUCGCCUUCCGAUUCCGUCGACUCCCUCAACCGCAAAUUCUCUCCCAACUUCGGAUCUAACAAGUACGCCGUCAUAUUUGACGCCGGUAGUUCUGGCAGUAGAGUGCACGUUUUCUGUUUUGACCAGAACCUCGAUCUCGUUCCUAUCGGCAAUAAUCUCGAACUUUUCCACCAGUUAAAACCAGGUUUGAGUGCUUAUCCAACUGAUCCUGAGGCUGCUGCAAACUCUAUUAAACCACUUCUUGAAAAGGCAGAGGCAGUAGUUCCUCAGCCUUUGCGCCACAACACCCCAGUCAGAGUUGGGGCAACUGCAGGUUUGAGACAAUUAGAAGGCGAUGCCCCUGAUAGGAUUCUGCAAGCAGUGAGGGAUUUUUUAAAGACCAAAAGCAGCCUCAAGUCACAACCUGAUUGGGUUACUGUCCUGGAUGGAAGUCAGGAAGGUGCUUAUGAGUGGGUGACUAUUAACUAUCUCCUAGGCAAUUUGGGUAAAGAAUAUUCUGAAACUGUUGGUGUAGUUGAUCUUGGUGGUGGAUCUGUGCAAAUGGCUUAUGCCAUCUCAGAGUCGGAUGCUCAAAAGGCACCAAAAUUAUCAGAUCCAGAAGAUAAAUAUGUGCAGGAAAUGUAUCUUAAGGGAAGGAAAUAUUACCUUUACGUUCACAGUUAUUUGCACUAUGGAUUACUAGCAGCUCGAGCUGAGAUUUUGAAGGUCACAGAAAACUCUGGGAAUCCUUGCAUCUUGGCAGGAUAUGCUGGGUCAUAUAAGUACGGAGGGGAAAUUUACCCUGCAUCACCUUUGCCUUAUGGUUCAAACAUGAAGAGUUGCAGAGAGGUAUCUAUUAAGGCUCUUAAAGUCAAUGAGUCAAUUUGCACAUCCAUGAAAUGCACUUUUGGUGGAGUGUGGAAUGGAGGUGGAGGCGAUGGUCAGAGGAAUCUCUUUGUUGCUUCAUUCUUCUUUGACAGGGCUGCAGAGGUUGGGUUCAUUAAUGCAACUGCUGCUCCUGUUGCAAAAGUUCGCCCUGCUGAUUUUGAGAGUGCAGCUCAAGAUGCUUGUGAAACCGGACUUGAGGAUGCCAAAUCUAAAUAUACUAGUGUUAGUGCGGAUAACUUGCCGUACCUGUGCAUGGAUCUUGUUUAUCAGUUCACUCUGCUUGUAGAUGGGUUUGGGAUUGAUCCUCAGCAAGAGAUCACUUUGGUAAAACAAGUGGAAUACCAGAAUUCCUUUGUUGAGGCAGCAUGGCCAUUAGGCAGUGCCCUUGAAGUUGUAUCAUAAUUGAAUUAACUGCAGGAAUGCUUGAUUGAUUAUUCAGCCUUAUUCAUUUACAGCAUUAUUAGUUAUCAAGGGUAAGCAAUUUUUGGAAUGCAGCUUCUAGAAGCCAAUUCUGUUCUGCUGGCCCUGGAAAGAAUAUCAUAUCCUUCCUGUAUGAGUGACUGACUAUACAGAGAGAAGAGCUUUUUUCUACUGUCUGUCUAUUUUCUAUAUUUUAUUUCUCUGGAGGCUCUGGCCAGAAGGGGAGCAUAGCAUUGCAUUGCAGGUCAUAUCAAUAAUGAGAGCUUUCUUUUUGUGGUUCUUCUGACAUUUUGUUACAUGUGAAGAAUGAAUAGAUAUGUAUGCAUUCUUGUAAAGCCAAAAAAAUUAAAGAUACAUACCCCACUUUUUA
Molecule: messenger RNA, 2031 nt
Organism: Ipomoea nil (Japanese morning glory)
Lineage: Eukaryota; Viridiplantae; Streptophyta; Magnoliopsida; Solanales; Convolvulaceae
Product: apyrase 2-like
Exons: 9
Coding region: 243-1643 (466 amino acids)
Biological process (GO): nucleoside diphosphate catabolic process
Cellular component (GO): membrane
Molecular function (GO): nucleoside diphosphate phosphatase activity
Source: RefSeq, a predicted model, not a curated record